UCUCUCAUGAUGCAUUUCGAUCGAUACCGGGGCAUUGCUAGCGGCAUAAAGAACCUCGGAGGUACGGCAGGCUCCGUUGUCCUUCCCAUCCUGAUGCUUUUCAUCCAAGGGCAUUACGGCUUCAGAGCGUGCCUCUUUCUAUACGGUGGGCUUGCAAUGCACUUAACACCUCUCGGUAUGCUCACGAAGGAACCACCUUGGAGUGGCACAAGCUACAAAUCGGCGUCCAGCAACUUUGCAGCCACACCACGGGAGCUGCAAAGUGACUAUAUGGAAGCGUGUGAAAAGGACGAAGAACAAAUCCACUGUGAUGACCCAGCUGAAAACUCGAGGAAAGUACCGGGCAAGCAGCGACUAGACACCCGGGAUCUAUUUGUGAAUCCCGUGUUUUACGUGAUCGUUUUGUCAGGCGUUAUCGGCUACUACACGCAAAACAUCUUUUUCGCGACGAUCGUGGAUUUUGCGAGGGACAAAGGCUUUUCGCUGAUGGAGUCAGCGGGUGUCAUGCUGUACUUCGGCUUCACUGAGACCGUCGGCAGAUUGUGCUUUCCUCUGGCUGCCGACAGAGGCCUGGUUCGGCAUAGCACACUGAUGGCGUUCAGUUUCGUGGCCAUGGCUGCUUCCAUGAUACUGCUGGAACGAGGAGGCACGUUGCUUGCGCUUACGGCCGGAGCUUCGCUUUUUGCGGCCUUCUUCGGUGCGGCCGUCACCGUGGAGGGCGUCGUCAUCGCGAACUACCUCGGAGUGGACUCUCUGUCCUUCGUCUUCGGCUUCACAGGAGCCAUCAGCGUGCCCUUCUUUUUCGCCAAUCCAUUUAUUCUUGGAUUUUUCCGAGACCACGUCGGUUCGUACCAAAUCCUGUACAAGAUACUUGCGGCGUCCUAUUUUCUCGUCGGGCUGGCGUGGACGCCUGUUCUCUGGUGCGACCGUUACGGCUACUCUUGCUGCCGUAGCUGCACGCCUUGCGGAAAGAAGGAAAGAGUUAAGGACGUGUAUCAAUUAAAACAACUCUCUGAUAAAGAAACGAAGUCUACGGACGUAGUCGACUGUGAAGCGACCUCAUCAGUGUAA
Molecule: messenger RNA, 1071 nt
Organism: Rhipicephalus sanguineus (brown dog tick)
Lineage: Eukaryota; Metazoa; Arthropoda; Arachnida; Ixodida; Ixodidae
Exons: 2
Coding region: 7-1071 (354 amino acids)
Biological process (GO): transmembrane transport
Molecular function (GO): monocarboxylic acid transmembrane transporter activity
Source: RefSeq, a predicted model, not a curated record